UCAGCAGAAGCGGUGAAAUUCUGCACUGUUUAUUUAACAUUCUAAUUGGCUUCGCAUUUGCUUCAUCUCAUAUUAACAUUUUCAAUCAAAUGCAUUUGAUAAGUGGCCCUCAAAGGUACAAUAAGGCAAUUCCUCCCUGAAUAUCUUUGCUGACAUUUGGAGUUCCUGCUGAAAAAAAACAUAUUCAGAAAUUGGUUUCUCCACGCACAUCUAUUCUGCAUAUAAACAAAAAAAAAAUUGCAUGUCUGAUAUUUUACAUGUUGUUAUUCAAACACUAUCAAUUACUCAUUAGUGUAAAGGCAAAAUAAAACCUCAAGCUGAUCACUCAACCUUUACUGUUAAAUGAUUUCACAAUUCAUUCUUGAUGUUAGAUUCACUCCCACCUACAAUUCCUGCCAAACUGUACUUGAAAUGAUACCUUACUUAGAAUAAUUGCACUGAUAGAAUUAAAUAGAUUCUUAAGCCAAUUUAGAAAUGUAACACAGGCAUUUUGCACCAGUUAAAUCACUGGUCUCUGCACACACCUCUAGCACCAGUAACCUUACAUGUCAUUAUGAAUUAAACCUGCAUAACGUAACUGAAUUUACCAGCAUAAACACCAAUUGUGGUUGGCAUUUAGAUCAGAGUAGCAUCAGCAUAAUUGCAUAAAGUAUUUAAUUUCUGCCCCACACCCAUAUUUAUGGCACAGCAUAUAAUUUCAGACUUACCACCCUUGCAGCUACUCUUUAAAUAAACAUACACAAGAUGUGUGCUUUUUCUAGAGGCACAUUUUAUCACCAAUAGUAUCUGGGCAUGUAAGUGGUUUUAACACCCUUACUUUAGCUUGGCUCACAGAAAUCACUUAUUUGUGUCUGUGAGUCUGAAAACUGAUUCAAAGAGAAUUCAAAUCAUAUCUCCUGGAACAGGGAAACAACAACCCAUCUUCUUUUAAAUCCUGAGUCCAGGCAAAGGGCAAGAUUAGCUGUAGAGUAAGAAUUGGCCAAAUUGGGACCCCCUUAUGGCUAUCAGGAGCUGGGCCUCUCCCUGAUCCACAUAAAAGUAGGAUUGCCCCGCUUUGUUUGCUACCAUCUACUCACCGUUAGAGGAAAGGGAAAAGGGGAUAUGAUAGCAGAGAGUGAAAAGCAGAAGGCUGCUUCUGAUCUCAACAUGGGCAGAAUCUUGCAGGCAUGGGGUCUAAACCCCAUGUGUUUGUCUUUAUCAAACGGUGUGCAUGAGUAAUGGCAAAAGGGUCAGUGCAGGGUAUGAAGUCCCAGAAUAUGGUUCAGGAUAAGGGCCCCUCACCCCAGCUCCCUGAAGGAGCACAGCAGGAUCCAGGAAAAGGAGAGAAAGUUCCAGUGCCUAGUUCCAUUUUGAAGUUCAUAAUAAUAAAUGCUAUUUGUAACCUACACGUACAUAAUAUAUAUUCAUAAAUACUGGACCACAAAAAACAAGGCAUUUUGUUCCAUGGCUCAUUUUUUUAUUUUAGACACAGAGUUUGGGGGUGAAGGAUUCAGUUUAAGAGAGCAGAGACUUAAACUUAGGUUUCACUUUAAAUUAGGCUAUUUUUAAAGAGCAUGCAUGAAAUAGGAAAAUGUUAAAACCUCAUUUUAAUAUAAAUCAUUUUUGCUUUUAAAAAAAAAUGUGUUUUAUCCGUCAUGGUGGCAUCACCCAAUUUUUAUAUUGAAAUGUUUUGACUCUCACUGACAUGAACAGUAAAAUCACAAGGGCUAGAUUGCUGGUGAUUAGAAUGCUUCAAAAUGAUGGGGAGGUUGGAAUCCUGUUUUGAUUUGUACUUAGGAUAGUAGUCCAGCAUUUGAGGCAAGAGACCCUGUUCACAUAAAUGGAAAGGAAGAAGUAGUGUCUAAGAACUGAAUCUGUACUCAUCGUCUACCCUUUGAGCUCUUUAUAUGAAGGGUGCACUUGUCUAAAUUUUGUUCAGGCUGAGGAAAUGCUCCCUGUGACUUCGCUGCCCUAGAUCAAGACAAUUUCACUGGCAAACCAACCUGCCUGCACACUGUGCCUCUUGUGAUGUCAUCCUUCUUAGAACUAUAACUGAACAAUGAUGUAACAGGUCCGCCAUAAGAAAAUCUCUUUUGGCAGAUCAACUGAGGUUUCUUCUGGCCUUCCUGGGAAUUGGUUCAGUUUGUUCCAAACAGUGUUUGAAGUAGAGACUGAGCAAAAGGAUGUGACAGAUGAUGGUCUAGAUAACCAAAAAGUGCCAAAGGAGGCUUCAAAGCUGGCGGAACUGUCUUUGGAGCCUUGGACUGAUGUCAAGACUCCAUUUCAAGAACAUCAAGGCCAGUCUUAUCCUGCUAAGCAGUCCAAUAAUGCAGACGUCUGCAGUUGGCCAAAACACUGGCACUGCCAGCAGAUACGGCCUUCUUCACGACAAGCCAAUGAGGUUGGAAAGGGGCAUGGCUGGCCAGAUUAUGGAGGACUUAUCCAGCCACAACCUAGUUCUCUACAUGUGGGAGGAUGCAUUUGUGAAUCAUAUGUUACAAGCUGCUGUAAAAAAGCAGAGAAAACUCACCCAGUGUUUCACAUCCAUGGAAACCAGAAGCCCAAGUUCAAGGCAAAAAUGGAAAGCCAACGAUUUCAAAAGAGAAGAUUCAAAACCAGAUGUCAGAAAGGCCCUGCUCAAUAUAACAAAUAUACUUGCUCAACGUAGCUGCCGAUUUUGCCCACUUUCUAACUUUGGAAGAAGUAAGAAACCAAGAAUUGGGGUCAAAGCUAGGAGCUUGAGAAAGCAUUGAAAGCCAGCACUCAACAAAGUCUGGGGAGGCCUUGGUAAGACACGCAUUUCUCUGCAUGAGUGAUUCUCCCUCCUGAAUUUUGAAGCCAAAACUGAAUGUUUAAGAAAUAGUCAGUGUAAGCUACAUCAGUGCUAAGGAUUUUUUCCAAGGCUGCUCCACUACAUUCAACUUAAUUUCACAAUAAAGUUUUAACUGUAAAACUAAUAGUAUUGGAAGGGUUUUAAAAGAAUCCUAACAACUCAAGAGUAAUUUAUUUGAUUAUUAUCUUGCCAUUUCAAUACAGAAUAAUUCCAUAUUCUCUGCACCUCCAUUCCCUCCCCCCCCUCUCUGUGGAGCUUAGCUCUGGUGGUUAGAGCAUGGUGCUAAUAAUACCAAGGUUGCAGGUUCAAUCCCCAUAUGGGACAGCUGAAUAUUCCUGCAUUGCAAGGGGUUGGACUAGACGAUCCUCAGGGUCUCUUCCAAGUCUACAAUUCUAUGAAAUGCCUCCACACAUUCCUAUCAUCAUCUCCUGCUUGGAUUUCUAAAACAGAUUUUGGGGGGGAGCACAAGAAUCUCUUAUAAGCCCCUGUAGUGCGCGCAGAAGCAUCGCUCACUAGUUCCACUCACUGUGCACAACAUAAGGCAUUUUUUUAAAAAAAUAUAAUAACCCCCUCCCCAUAAGAAAUACAAAAAUGUCCCAAACCAAGGGUUUUUUAUUCAUUAUGAGUGGCUGUAGAGUUCUUCCAACACCAACAAAAACGUAUGCAACUCUAGCAGAAUAAGUCUCAACCCUCUUGUCACCAUCAUUUGUCAAGGAGCCUGCUCCCUCUGCAACAGCAAGGAGGCUAAGACACAUCACCUGAACUUUGCAGAAACCCAGAAGACAAUGGUCUCCUUUAAGUUUCCUUCUAGCAGGAAGAGAAAUGUCUCAAGUUUCUUCCAUAAGAUAAGCACUUUGCAAGUAUCACUAUUCUGUGAAUAUGCUAAACCUGAGAAAUUCAGGCUCUUGUUUGAAUGGAUACUGACUGGCUUUUCCCCAUGCUAGCCCCCUCACCCCCCACCCCAGGACAUCCCAGAACAUAAAAACAACUAGUUUUGAACAAAAGCUCUGUCAAUUCCUGCCCAAAUUGAGCCCACGCUGUUGGCAUGCUAAGAAAUACAGGUCCUCACUGGAACUGAUUUUUGGAUUUCUACCCGGCAUAAGGUUUGUUAGAAAACACUGUUUGUUUUCUUUCAAUGCAACUUUGCUCUUGAAUCUCCAACAAUCAUAUUAAAUGACCAUCAUCUAGACCUUGUUAGAACAAUUUAAGAAUGCGACAUUCAAAUCAGUUAGUACACAUUAGGGUCAAGAGCACGUGUAAAAGAAGCACCUCUCAGUGCUCCUACUGCCCAGGGCGGGCAGAGGCCUGACAGUCUACAUAUUGUAAUUAACAAAGGGCCUAAAUCUGCUACUCUCUAAACAUAACACUGAGAAAACCUAGGGUUUGUUGGUGAUUCCAGUCUUCUGAUUUUUUUUAAAAAAACCUAUAAAAAUCUUCACACACCACUGCAAGGGCACCACCCUUUUCCAGCACAUGUACAAGCUGUACUUGUACAUGUAUAAGACUAUGUUUUUUUCUUUAAAAAUAAUGCUUAAAAGUGGGGGUUGUCUUAUACAUGAGUAGUGCCUAGGGUGGACGUUUGAUUGGUUACUGCUGAGGCUGUCAGCGGCUGUGGUGCGUGUUAUUGGUUGCUGUGUCAAUGGGUGGUGUUGAUUGGCUGAUGCUCCGGCAGUUGUACAGGUGACUGGCAUCUUCUGCCAGCGAUGGGACAGACGGGAGGUGGAUUUAGCAACGUGUGUGG
Messenger RNA from Podarcis lilfordi (Lilford's wall lizard), 4553 nucleotides. The record is from the annotation of a GenBank genome assembly. Lineage: Eukaryota; Metazoa; Chordata; Lepidosauria; Squamata; Lacertidae.